AUGGCACCCUUGCGCAAUGACGUGUCUCUGAUUGACAUCGCAGCCCAUUUUGCACCGGAUCUGAUUGGCAGAAGCUUGUCGAAGCUGUGGACUGCUCGCGGGUGUGAGCUGGAGACGGCGUUGACUGAUGCCGGCUGCAUGUACACAUGUCCGUUAACUUCCAGUCCAAUCACGAGCCCGCUCUUGGUGAGCGAUGGAUGCAUUUACGAGGAGGAAGCUGCUCUGCAUUGGUUUCGGACACGCGAGAAGUCCGACAAGUCCGUAGCUUCCAAACCGAAGCAGGCUUUGCGGCUGGGGCCUUUGGCAGAAGCAGUGGAGGCCUUCCUCCAGCACUGCAACGCUGCCGGGUACCGGACAUCGGAGCAGCUGGAACAGGCAAUGGGAGAGGCGGAGAUGCCAGGCACUCCAUGGCUGCGUCGAGUUGCAAUCCUGGAGGCAUCGCUGGCAGAAGCCAGGACAGAGGCUGAGGCGCUUCGGCAUCAUUCUGCAGAAGCCCAGGCCUUGUUAGAAAGCCUUCGGCGGCAGGCCGCGGAGAAGCAGGAGCUUGCUGCCCGCCGCCUGCAGCGUGCGGUGCGAUCCAGACUCGCGCGCGAGCGGCAACGUGCCGCAGCAGCCCUUUGCUUGCAGCGAUGGUGGCGGAAUUUCAGGAAGAGCGAUGUCAAGAAGCCGAAGAAAAGAAGGGGCAAAGCGCAGAAGAAGGGAUCAGCUAAGCCAGCGAAACCUUCAGCAGAAGAGCUGCCAGCGCAAUUGCCUGCAAGUGCGACGCCGACGCCGCCAGAAUACACACAGCUUCUCAAUAAGCAGCACCAGCAGUAUGCUAGAAUCGAGGAGAAGGAUAAACGUGCGGUUUUGGAUUUUUUCCUCGAUCAGCUGAUGUACGACAGCACAGAUUUUCGAAUCCUGAUAGUCACGAGCUCGGACGAGCGUGCUCUUGGUUUGCACAAAGUCUUGCAGAUGUCGAAAGCCGUUCAGUACCAGUUGGUCACAAUGCAGCAGGAUGAGGAAUCCAAGCGAUUCAAGGAGCUCCGCGAAUGCGCUGGUAUCAUCUCCGAGUCACAGCUUCGGCAGAAUGAGGAUGCAUCAGCUGCCAACAUGAUGGUGAACUUCGACAUGCCUCAGACUCUGGAUGACUACAUGGACCGUAUAAGGCGCGUAGAUCCAGCUGUCAAGGUCAUGAGCCUGCCCACCUCACCCGAAGAGAUGGGGGUGAUUCGGCAGGUGGAAGAACACUUUGGAAUUGUUUUCAGAAAUAUGGAGGGUGUCGCCCGAUUCAAGAUCCUCCAGAAUCGGAAGGCGCUGAGGAACAAGCUGGCAGCCACUGGCAGCCAGCGGCAAAAGCUGUUGUAG
Messenger RNA from Symbiodinium sp. CCMP2456, 1347 nucleotides. The record is from the annotation of a GenBank genome assembly. Lineage: Eukaryota; Dinophyceae; Suessiales; Symbiodiniaceae.